AUGUCUGAAAGGACUAGUGAGAACCCUAGUCCUGGAUCUGGUGCUGUCCGAACAGGUACAUCGAUGACGAUGAUUUACCCAUCAAAAUCUAAUAGGAUCUACACUUGUCAGUUUUGCAGUAAAGGGUUCUCAACCACUCAAGCCCUAGGUGGUCACCAGAACGCUCACAAGCAAGAUCGUGAGUGGGAAAAGAAGAGGAAGGAGAUGGAGGAAGACUUCCCGGGACUCUCCUUUUUGAACCCUUACAUAAACAAGCCACACUUGCUCCUAGGUGGGUAUUCAGAAGAUGCUUUAUCAAAUGAUAAUCAUCUUGGGAUCACUCUUGAACCUUACAGACGUAGAGGACACGGUGUUUACCCAACAUUCAGUGGCGGACACGGGAGGCCCAUGAACAUGACUGUUGUUCCUCGCAUGAAUCCUACUCGCUUCUUCACAGGGAACACUUUAACCUAUGGUUCUCCGUCUGCAGGGGGACGUGGGCCCAGACCCCCAUAUACCCCGAUACUCCCUAGGAAUGUUCCUCCUUCUUUUCCUCCUCGAACCAGGAGUUUGUAUCCGCAAGAGAACCGUCUGAGCGACGAGGAUCUCACCUUAAAGAUAGGGAAUGACAAGAUUGUGGUGAUUGAUGAUGAUGAUGAUGAUCAGCCAGAAAAAGAGAACCCUAAAAACUGGGGCUCUGAUUUGUCCCUUUGA
Messenger RNA from Eruca vesicaria subsp. sativa (arugula), 693 nucleotides. NCBI's taxonomy places the organism in Eukaryota, Viridiplantae, Streptophyta, Magnoliopsida, Brassicales, Brassicaceae. The record is from the annotation of a GenBank genome assembly.